CCUAUUAUCGCCCCGAUCUUAGAGGCUGAUGAUUGGGCCCCCACUUUGACCCACCAGCACAUCCUCCCCAAUGCGCCAUCUCACUUUCCUCGAUCUUUCUUCAAGCUUCAAGCCACCCGCCUCGGCGUGCAUUCAGACUUGAAAAUGGUGGGAAUCGGCGGUCGCAGCAAGGGCUGCAAGACCUGUCGUCGGCGAAGAGUAAAAUGCGAUGAAGCAAAACCAACCUGCGAGCGCUGUCAAAAGCUGAGCUUGAAAUGCGAGGGCUAUGUACAAUUUCCAGAAUUUGUCGAUAUGACAGUCCAGUUCACAGGCAAGAAGUCGGCGAAACAGAAGCCCGUGGAGAACGAUGUGCUCAGUUCAUCAACCAGUGCUAGUACUGCGACCCAUGGCAGUACUGCCAGCCCGAGACCUGAAAGCUCAGUUAUCGAGCUGCCGUUGACGUCAAUACCGGUCAAUCCAAAAUGGAACGAGCAGAGUAUGUUCACGUCUCAUCUGGUGCGCAAAUUGUUCACCUGGCAUGACGAUAAAACCUCACCACGGGCAUCAUCGUGGAUCGAGCUGUUGUUUCAGCGCACGGAGGACGAAGCCGCAUUAUCAUUCACGUCGGUCAGCGCGUUGGCCACAACGUACUUUGCAAAGGUGAAUCGCAACGGUGAUCUUAUGCGCAAAGGCGCGGGGUUCUACUCGCGAGCACUUCGGACCCUCCGGUCGAAUUUGGAAGAUUCAACUCUCGCCUUGGAGGAUGAUCUGGUCGUUGCAGUUAUUUGCAUGGCAAUUUACGAAAUGAUCACUUUUACACAGCCAACUGGAUGGCUGCAUCACUACAAAGGCUUGGCACGAUUGACGGCGAUGAGAGGCCCACAUCGCCACCAAUCGGGCGUUGCAUCGGCGAUUCUCCCAACUUUGCGGUCAUGCAUUGCUGCCGGAUACCUCGUCGAACGAAAGCGUUGCUUCCUUGAAUCCCCAGAAUGGAAAACUAUACCUUGGGCCAAGCGCGGCCUACAUACCAAAACGCCAUCGGAAGAGCUGCAAGACUUGCUCUGUGAUCUUCCUGGGUACCUUGAAGAUAUCGAUAAGAUCUUUACAUGGAAUCCAAAGAAGUCUGGAAAGGAGGAAUUAGCCAAGGACCUUUGCUCGCGAGUAUUGACAACACUGGAAGCACUCUAUGCUUGGCGCUGGGACUGGGAACAGAAGUUUCCAAAUUCAACAUACCUGAUCUCACCACGGGAUCUCGAUGUGUCAUCUAUACGACUACCACCUAGCCCUUUCGAAAGUAUUAUCUGGUUUACCAGCCCACAUCGGGCAGCAGAGUUGAUGACUUACAACGCGAUUCGGCUGAUAACCACUAGAACUCUAGAGAUGUUCGGUAUUGACAUGCCAUCAUCUGAUAUUUUUAUCAGUGAUCCUCUCUUACCAAUGGAAGGAACCAGACACGAUGUUGCAGUCGAGAUAUGCCGAAUGACAGAAUAUCAUCUUCACGCUUUCAGUCAAAGUUCUGGGGCAUUCAUGCUUAUCUUCCCGUUAAAUGUUGCCCAUCUCCAUUUAAAUGAAGAUAAAGGACGGAUCAAGCCAUGGCUCGAGGCGGUAAUGUCCGUUGUUGCGGACUUGCAUGGUUUUGAACUUGGUCGGAAGGAGAAUAUGCCACGUCGGAGUAUGAAGCACGACUCCAAAUUUACACAGUUUGCAUAUCAAAGCCCUUGA
Penicillium cataractarum is the source of this 1701-nucleotide messenger RNA. Its product is annotated as Zn(II)2Cys6 transcription factor. Gene Ontology annotation, biological process: regulation of DNA-templated transcription. The record is from RefSeq and is a predicted model, not a curated record. The annotation marks the transcript as partial. Gene Ontology annotation, molecular function: zinc ion binding; DNA-binding transcription factor activity, RNA polymerase II-specific. The transcript has 5 exons. NCBI's taxonomy places the organism in Eukaryota, Fungi, Ascomycota, Eurotiomycetes, Eurotiales, Aspergillaceae.